Molecule: messenger RNA, 2622 nt
Organism: Quercus lobata
Lineage: Eukaryota; Viridiplantae; Streptophyta; Magnoliopsida; Fagales; Fagaceae
Product: LRR receptor-like serine/threonine-protein kinase FEI 1
Exons: 14
Coding region: 318-2108 (596 amino acids)
Biological process (GO): protein phosphorylation
Molecular function (GO): ATP binding; protein kinase activity; protein binding
Source: RefSeq, a predicted model, not a curated record
UCUCUCUCUCUUUGUAGUCACAUAAAUCUCAGAUACUUCAACACACAUUCUACUAUAGAGAGAGAGAGGGUGGUUUUUGUUUCGUUUUGUUGCUAUCUCUCUCCUUUUUUUUUUUUUACAGCUCAAUCUGCAUUUCUCUCUCUUUCUUUCUCUGUGUUUGCAUCUCAGAUCCCGAACCCCAACGGUAUAUCUUUUCUUUCUUCUGCAGCCUCUAGAUGUUAUUACCACCCAAAUAACAAUAUGUUCAGAGGAGGCAUUCCCGAGCUUCGUGCGUCAGAUGAUUUAUAGUAGCUGUAUACUCAACCACCAGGGCCACUAUGGGCAUCUGUCUGAUGAAAUGGCAAAAACUGUCGCUUCUUUGCAUUCUACUGAUUUAUAUCCUAAUGAGCAACAGUAGAGCUCUCAGUCCUGAUGGUGAGGCACUUCUAAGGUUCAGGACAGCAGUUGUUAGUUCAGAUGGAGUCCUUCAACAAUGGAGACCAGAAGAUCCUGACCCAUGUAAUUGGAAGGGGGUGAAAUGUGAUGUGAAAACAAUGAGGGUAACAUACUUGCGUCUUCCUUAUCACAAAUUGAGUGGUUCUCUAUCACCUGAUCUUGGGAAGCUAGACCAGUUGAAGUUUUUAGCUCUGCAUGACAACAAUUUUUAUGGGACAAUUCCUUCAGAAUUGGGAAACUGCACACAGUUGCAGGCAAUAUUCUUGCAGGGAAAUUACAUGAGCGGAACUAUUCCCAGCGAACUGGGAAACAUUUCAGAGCUUGAACAUUUAGACAUUUCAAGCAACUCUCUGAGUGGAUAUAUCCCUGCAUCACUUGGGAAGUUGAAUAAGCUUGUUAAUUUCAAUGUGUCAACCAAUUUUCUUAUGGGACCAAUACCCUCUGAUGGUGUGCUUCUCACCUUUACAGGAAGUUCUUUUGUUGGCAACCGUGGUUUGUGUGGGAAGCAAAUCAAUGUGACAUGCAAGGAUGAUGCUGGAGGACCUGGAACAAAUUCCCAAUCUCCAACCUCAGCCCAAGGUCUGGGUGUUAAAAAGAAAUACUCCGGGCGGCUGCUUAUAAGUGCCUCAGCAACAGUUGGUGCCCUACUUCUGGUUGCACUUAUGUGUUUUUGGGGUUGCUUUCUGUACAAAAAGUUCGGUAAAAAUGAUGGUCAAAGUCUUGCAAUGGAUGUCAGUGGAGGUGCAUCAAUUGUAAUGUUUCAUGGAGACUUGCCAUACUCUUCAAAAGACAUCAUAAAGAAAUUGGAAAGUUUAAAUGAGGAACACAUUAUAGGUUUGGGGGGCUUUGGAACAGUGUACAAGCUUGCAAUGGAUGAUGGCAAUAUAUUUGCGUUGAAGAGAAUUGUAAAGAUGAAUGAGGGCUUUGAUCGUUUUUUUGAGAGAGAGCUAGAAAUUCUUGGAAGCAUAAAACACCGGUACCUAGUGAAUUUGCGAGGUUAUUGCAACUCUCCUACAUCAAAAUAUUUAAUUUAUGAUUUCCUACCUGGCGGUAGCCUUGACGAAGCUCUUCACGAUAGAUCUGAUCUGCUAGACUGGGAUGCACGCUUGAAUAUCAUAAUGGGUGCUGCAAAAGGACUGGCCUACUUGCACCAUGAUUGUUCACCCAGGAUCAUACAUAGAGAUAUAAAGUCAAGCAAUAUUUUGCUUGAUGGUAAUCUUGAAGCUCGAGUCUCGGACUUUGGACUUGCAAAACUAUUGGAGGACGAAGAAACCCAUAAAACGACCAUUGUUGCUGGAACUUUUGGUUAUCUGGCUCCAGAGUAUAUGCAAAGCGGGAGAGCAACUGAGAAGACUGAUGUAUAUAGUUUUGGGGUCCUGGUGCUGGAAGUGUUGAGUGGAAAGCGACCAACAGAUGCAUCAUUUAUUGAGAAGGGCCUCAAUGUUGUUGGUUGGUUAAAUUUUCUGGUCACAGAGAAUAGGCAAAGAGAGAUUGUUGACCCACAGUGUGAGGGGGUGCAGGCAGAAAGUCUUGAUGCACUGCUCUCAGUUGCCAUUCAGUGUGUUUCUUCUAAUCCAGAGGAUCGCCCCACAAUGCAUAGGGUGGUCCAGUUGCUUGAAUCAGAGGUCAUGACCCCAUGCCCAAGUGACUUCUAUGAUUCCAACUCUGAUUGAAAGUCUUGUGCAUAGAUGGAGGUGUGGAGUUUGCGUCCAUGUAUUUCUUGCGAGUUACAGAAGUAAUGCAGCAGUUCAAAGGGAUCAGAAUCAGCAAAGCGUCACUUCUUUAUAAUAUUUGUUCAUUCUUUCUGCAGAUUUUGAGUCAUUGGGCGUGCUGCAUCAUCUAUGUCCGUUUGACCUUCUGAGCAUUUCGUCAGUCAUCAGGGUGCAUUUGGCCACUUACACUGCUCAUUUUGCAUGGAUGCGCGAAGACUUUUCUUUCUUCACGUGAAUGGAUUUCAACACGAUUGAUUUAUUCAUGCUUUCCCCAGCCUCCCCCCCUUCUUUUCCCAUUUCCUAAUCUGUAAUCUCCUCUAGCAUUUGUUCCUCGAAAUUAAGUGUAAAUGAAAUCUGUAAAAAUUGAACAGGGCUCCCCCUUGCAAAUGAUUCUUGUUUAUGCCAUUUUUGUAAAAUAUGUUUUCAAUACAAUAAUUAGUUCUCUGAUAUACAUGCACACUUGGUGUUACUCUCU